Messenger RNA from Hansenula ciferrii, 711 nucleotides. RefSeq lists its product as uncharacterized. The record is from RefSeq and is a predicted model, not a curated record. Bases 1 to 711 code for a protein of 236 amino acids. NCBI's taxonomy places the organism in Eukaryota, Fungi, Ascomycota, Saccharomycetes, Phaffomycetales, Wickerhamomycetaceae. The transcript has a single exon.
AUGAUGAGUGAAAAGUCAAAAGAGGAUUCAGAGAGUAAAAGAAUGGAGGAUAAAAUCAAGAGAUCAAAUAAUUCAAAUGAUGAAGAACCAGAAAAAUCAGAGAAAAAGAGAAAGCAUGAUCAUGAAACUCAAAAAGCUGAUGAUAAGACUGAUUUGAAGGAUGAUAACGUUGCUUCUACAUUCAAGAGAACCAAAUCAGAUGCUAAUGAUUUACUUAUAAAGAAAUUGAUAUCACAAAACAAGGAAAAAAUAAUCCAAAAUUUUGAACUAGAAUUGGUAUCAAAAUCUUCAACAGAUGUUGACAUUAACAAUUUUUACAAGGAUCUUGACCAUGAAACGAUUAAAUUUUUAAAAAAGGAUUCAUUCAAAUUUAUCAUAUAUGCUAUAGAUAUUUGCUUCAAUGAAAAUGGUCAAUAUUUUGAGAAGCUGGAUACCAAUGGUGAAGAUGACCAUACAGAAGUUCAUUUGUUCAAAUUAAUUUUUCUUGUUCGAAAAAACAAACUUCCUGAUAUCAAAAGGGACAUGAUAAUCCAUGAAGAUAAGUCUAAUCAUAAAAGUGAAUAUGGGUCUACCAUGUCAAGGGACUCAACUAGCUCAAUCCUGAUCAAAAAUUUUAAAGAAAUGGUGCCAAAACCAUCGUGUAAGUUUGAUCAAGAGAUAUUAAGAAAAAAAUUUAUAUUAAAUCUGAAAAUGAAAUCAUUGAUAUUUUAA